AUGAGGCCUGACGGAAUCAUUCAACGCGCGCUGGAAAUGGGCUACCGCAGUAUAUUCGAAAACUGCUGUUUCAAGACAGUUGUGUGCAACAGUGACCACGAGCUGCAUGCGUCUGUCAGUCCGAAAUGCUUAACUGUAGACCUGGGUGGUACCAUGCAGUACAACCACCUGGAAUGGAUGCAGGACCGGAUGGAAGUGGAGCGCUUCCGAUCAUGCGCACAGGGCAUCGCUAGGUGUAUGGAGGACUUCACUCAGUGCCUGAGGAACACCGAAUUACCGAACGAUGCCGAAACGACUCGAAGUAUCUUGGAAUCCCACAGAGUCGAACGCGAAGCAAUAAAAGUAAAUUAUUCGAAAUGUCAUUUCGUGCUCUUUGCAAUGAACCGGUUCCGGCCGUCCUCCAGUCGUCGUCACUCACUAGUUCUGUCAACAUAUGUCGUUUGA
This is a messenger RNA of Soboliphyme baturini, 444 nucleotides long. The record is from the annotation of a GenBank genome assembly. NCBI's taxonomy places the organism in Eukaryota, Metazoa, Nematoda, Enoplea, Dioctophymatida, Soboliphymatidae.